This is a messenger RNA of Mastomys coucha (southern multimammate mouse), 3181 nucleotides long. It is a transcript of the gene Tmem229a, whose product is annotated as transmembrane protein 229A. NCBI's taxonomy places the organism in Eukaryota, Metazoa, Chordata, Mammalia, Rodentia, Muridae. The record is from RefSeq and is a predicted model, not a curated record. The transcript has a single exon. Bases 539 to 1651 code for a protein of 370 amino acids.
CUCAUGGUUGCAGAGAUGGCCAAAGGGGACCCGGGCGACGCGCUGCGCCUUUCGGGGCAGACCCUUUUGAGCCCCGGCGCUGGAGGCUGGGCGGGGCGGGGGCUUGAGAAGGCGGGAGAGGUCGAGCCGGGAGGAGAGGGGUAUGGGAAGGGCCGGGGGAAGGGCGAUCUCCGCUCGCGUAACGCUCCCCGAGCCUGCCGCAGAGGCGGCGGGGCUGAGCCGCGGAGGGGAUGGAGCUGCCACCAGCCUGGGCUCUCUUCCCCACAGCCACGGCAUCGCCUCCCCUCGCCCGGCCGCGCCACUCCUUAGGCCGCGCAGGGUGAUCGCCGGCGCGGGUGAGCAACAUCUCACCCUGGACUGGAGAGGCGGGCGCGCCAGGGCCACCGCACGGGGACUCCUCGCGUCCCGGGCGACCUGCGCUUCUCCCGAGCGUUGGGAGACCCCGGUCUGAACGAAGCUACGUGUGCCCCUCCUCGUCCCCCGGGGCGGGGAAUCGGUGCGAGGCUCGGCUGCUGGGCCCGGGGCGCCCGGGUAGCCAAUGGCGGGCAGUGAUGUGGCGAGUGAGGGGCCAUCGCCGAGGGAUAGCACGACUCGGAGACCCGGGGCCACCAGAGGGCUCCGUAGCCAGGCGGCCUCCAGCUGCCCUGAGCCGCUGUCCGCUGCUGAAGCUCCGGCCGAGCGCGGCACUCUGCCCGCCUGGAUGCGCCUCUACUUCUACGGGAUGCACGGCAUCACCCUGGACGUGCUGGUGUCCUCUGCCAGGCGCUUCGCCCGCAGCCUGGAUCCGCGGAUGCUGGGCUUCUCUUCGCCCUACCGCUGCCUCCUGCACUCCCUCACCCACUUUGCCCUGGAGCAGCUCUACCUGCAGCGGCCGCGCUGCCCCAGCGCCUUCCUCUUCAAUUUCCUGCUCUACCCCUCUGCGCACGUCGGGCUGCAGACCCUGGCGGGCCAGGCGCUCCGGCUCAGCCUAGGCGGCGGGCCGGGGGGCGCGGCGGCGGCGCCGGGGGCGCUCGACCUGGCGCUGCAGUACGUGCUCGCGCUCUACCACGGCCAAGUGUUCCUGAAGCGCUUCCUGCGUUUGCGGUACCCGCGGCGGCGCGAGCAGCAAACCAGGGACCCGCUACCGGCAGCCCAGGACGCCCAGAUCCUUUGGGAGGCUGGUGGCCAGAGACGAGGACCCCGUGGCCCAAGGGGCACAGAACGAUCCACUACCCAGGGACUGCCCGACCUCCUCCGCUUCCUUUUCUUCGGAAUGCACGGCUUUCUGGAUGAGAUCUUCUUCACCUUCUUCUUCAAUGUGCUGGGGCAAGGGGAUGGGGCCAGCAGCGGCCACACAUCCCUCUGGUCUUUCUUCAUGUAUGGAAGUUGUAGUUUCGUGGUGGAAAAGCUCUACUUCCAUCUUCACCACAGCCGAGGCUGGGGCACCUGGAAGCGGGUGCCCAUCUAUGUGAUCUUCAUCUAUGCGUGGGAGUUUUCCUGGGGUCUGGGACUUCGUAUGUGCGGGGCCUGUUCCUGGGACUAUUCUCACUAUCCGCUUAAUUUCAUGGGCCUCAUCACCUUGAUGUAUUUACCUGGCUGGCUAUUUCUUAGUGUGUACCAGGACCUACUGUCCAACGUGUUGUGGCGGGUGCAGUAUGUCCCAACGAACUAAGAUGGGGGUGGGGGGGGAGAAAGAAAGGAAAGUAUUGGAAUCUGAAAAAUGAUGCAAUUUAUUUUUACACAUUUUAAACAAGGUGGUUUUGCUUUCCGUCUUUUAAUUUUUAUACACUUUACUAAACUCUUCCAACAUGUACUUGACAUUUUAGUUGCCUGGACUGCUUGGAAUCUACAUGUAAAGUUCAAUACUUUGAAAUGUUACUCAAAAAUAACUCAGAAUAUUUAACUCAUAAACAGUUUAAACUUUACGAGGCCAAACAGCAUAACCACUCGACCUUAACAUCAGGAACGGGUAGCAUUCAUUUGACCUCGAUGAGGGAUAGCUAUGAAUUUUUCUGUUCUUCUGUGGAGGUUUUCAGACUAGAGAACAGUGACUUCUACACGUUUCUGAUGUAAUGAUCUGUUUACUUUCUUUUCAAAGCAAUUUCAUUUUACCUUCUUACCACGUUUACCAAUGGGGUCUGAGACUCCGUGUCUUGUCUGUCCUUCAGAAACUCCAGUCCACAGCUAUUAAAGUGCCUCUGUCCAGCCUACAGGUGAGAGGAAGCUGGCAAGUGUGUGAAAACAUCCUGUGAACUCAUUUUGAUGUGAGGAAGUUCUUUCUGUCAACCCCAACAGGUGACACUGUUUUGAGAUAUUUGAUCACCAUCUUGGAAAUGAUUGCUUUCCAAUGUUGGCUAGCCUUAAACAUGAUGCGUGUUAACAUUGAUCAGACCAUGGUGUUCUUAAAACUUUUGUAACUGUGCAAUAACUUUACUGUUUACCCUAUAUGUCCCAGGGCUGAGUGAAGUUAGACCACCUUCAAUAGUGUUCUAACGAUAAGAACCCUUUUUCUACAGAGAGUUUCAAAUACAGAAACAGUACUUUGGAAUAAAAUUAAUCUGAAUUCUCCCUUUAACUAUAUCAGGCCUAAUUGGUUUCUCUACUUACUGGUGGGUAUUUCUCCCACAGUCCUGCCCCCCCUUUUUUUCUUCCCAGACCUAGAAUUUGGGGUCAGACAGAUGCAGUCAUGCACAGUAUAAAUCCAUGAUAGCUUUCUGACAGUUUAUGAUUAAUUAAUGUCUAAAAGCUUCAAAGUUAAAUGAGAUGAUGGAAGCCAUUCUAAGAAAUGAUAUGUAAUUGAUUAAUAAUGUACUCUGAGGGUGUUUGUCGUUUUAUUGUAUUCAGAAGAGCAAGUAGGACCAAGUGCAGCUCAGCCAAGGAUGACUAAUAACCUCUCAGAUUUCAGUACAAAGAUAAUUAGGAAAACUUAGAACGUUUCUUAAUGAGUUUAAAUCUUCCACUUGCCUGUGCUGUAAAAAGGGAUGUUUUUGUUUCAAAGGAAAAAAAAAAAGAUUGCUAUGAAAAUAGAAAAAAAAUGUGUACUUACAUGUGAUGUGAGGCACAGUUCUAAUAGUGCUGUAUCCAUCCACCCCCUGAGCUAAAUUAUAAGUAAUGUUAUAUAGUCAACUGUACCUGUGAGAUGGAUGGUGGCCAACUAAUUCUUUUUAACAACCAAAAGUUAAAAGGCUCUAUGUCUACCAAA